UCUCAAUUAUGCAUGAUUUUUAAGAUUUCUUUGUCUUUUGUCCCGCCAGCUUUCUUAUUCUAUUGAUUCAUGUGUAUAUGGGGUGUUAAUUGCAGGUAAAUAUCUUAAUUCUGCAUAAACACAGAUAUGGGUGAUAAAGAACUAGCAUGUGGCGAGUGCAAACACAAGGAUUCAUUGAUUCAUGGAAAGAAAGCAGCUCCAGUUACCACUUUCAACAAAAUCCUCUUUGGAGGUUACGACAUUUCCAAAGAUCUGUGUUUGCCUCAGAAAAUUUCUCAAGCUAUUCCGAAUCUAGUUCCUGGAGAUAAGUAUAUUCUUCAGGACACGAAUGGUCAGCAGUGGGAAGUAACAUUAGGCAUUAAAGACAAAAUUCACUGGGCUUUUAGAGAGGGAUGGAAUAAGUUUUAUGAAGAUCAUGGCCUGAAAACGGGAUAUAUUCUGGCAUUCCACUAUACGAUGGAUGCUCCUUUUGUUGUUGAAAUUUUUGAUAGAACUGGCUUUGAGAAGAUCAAUUUUCCUGUUGCAACUGGGAAAAAAAGAAAGACAAGUGAAAAUGAUGGAAAUUGUAAUGCCAUUGUUGGAGAAUGCCAGAAUCUUUCUAAUCACUCGAGUAAAAAUCAAGGUGUGGCUUUUUCUGGCACAUCAGACUCUGAAGCUAGAACACAGAGUCAACCGAUGUCCAAGGAUAAAUCUUUGAGUUUAGAAAAUGGAAAUGGUGAAUACCAGCUUGCUGCAUCAGCUAAUUGUGAUAUAGAGCCGCACUGCAUGAUUGACAGAUAUGAUGGAUCUAAAUACGAGCAAGACAGGACUACUGUGCUGAAUCUUGCCAACUCUGAAAUGCAAUUUGGAGUUGAACUUGAUGGAAGUACUGAUAAGGGAACUUAUCCUUCUAACGCAGCGACAGAAUCUGAUGCAAUUGCAGGUAAUAUUAGUGAGAAUCUAGAGUCUGCAAAGGUAGUGAUUGGUGAUCCGCCUGCAGAAGUGGCUGUUACACUGUCUAACAGCAACAACAAUAUUACUUCAGAGUACGUGGCAGAAGUCUUCGAUGAUCAUCAUGGAAGCAAUCCACCUGCAGAAGUGGUUGUUGCACUGUCUAACAACAACAAUAUCACUUCAGAGUACGUGGCAGAAGUCAUCAAUGAUAAUCAUGGAAGCAAUCAGGUCCAUUCAGAAUCUAGGAUCAAAAGUUCAACUGGGUCACGGAAGAGAGUGAGAAGGGAGCCUGCAAGAAGUGUAAGACAAUCAAAAAGAAAUUCAACAAAAAUUAGUAAAAGAACAAAUCAGAUUUCUGGUGGGGAGGAAAGAGAGAAUGAAGUCCGCAAAGUAACAAAAACUGAACUUGUGAAUUCAUCUGAUGGCGAUAGUCUGGAUGCAUCUGCUUUCUCUUUUACGGCCAUUGUCAGAAGCCCCGAAGUUUUGGAGGUGGCGGCAGCAGUUAUACUAUGGGCGGACGAAAAGAAGGUAGUAAACCUUCAAGGGCCGAAUCAAAAAGUCUGGCCAGUCCUAUACCAUAACAAACUUGGUAUUAAAGCUUUAACAAGCGGCUGGGAAAACUUCUGUAUGUCAAAUGGACUGCGAAUAGGAGAUGAAUGUGCUUUCAAACUUGUGGAUGAAGAGAAGACGAUCUUCAGGAUUGAUGUUAAAACAAAGUGAGAUGAAUUACUUUCAAGAUCAGAUUACAUCCCUCAGUUAUGGGUAAAAACAUUUUAUUUCCGGUUCCAUACUCUUAGGCCUCGUGUCUUCUUUGUUAACAAAAAUUUCGGACCAUACAGAAACAUUUUAUCUCCUG
Molecule: messenger RNA, 1789 nt
Organism: Daucus carota subsp. sativus
Lineage: Eukaryota; Viridiplantae; Streptophyta; Magnoliopsida; Apiales; Apiaceae
Exons: 4
Coding region: 127-1653 (508 amino acids)
Molecular function (GO): DNA binding
Source: RefSeq, a predicted model, not a curated record